This is a messenger RNA of Paramuricea clavata, 2431 nucleotides long. The record is from the annotation of a GenBank genome assembly. NCBI's taxonomy places the organism in Eukaryota, Metazoa, Cnidaria, Anthozoa, Malacalcyonacea, Plexauridae.
AUGCAAAGUCCAACAAGUCCAACUAAUAUGUUAUCACCUGUUUCCAACGGAGGAGCUGAAAACACGCACAAAACAGACAAGGGAGAACAGGAAACGAAAAAACAGGAAAAAUCAACGAACGAAGUUGAAAAAGAAGACUCACUAGCCCCAGAUAGAACUUUACUCACAUAUAAAGCAUUUUACUUCUUGUUUUUCGCUGGAUUCGGAUCAACGUUUCCUUAUUUGACAAUUUAUUUCAAACAAAUCGGAUUAACAGCUUCAUAUGUUGGUACUUUAUCAGGAAUACGGCCGCUAGUCCAGUUCGUUAGUGGCCCAUUCUGGGCUUAUCUGGCCGACAAAUAUCGCAGUAGGAAACUUGUACUAUGUAUGUCUGUCGUCGCUUGGCUUAUAUUCACUUUAGCUUUAGCGUUUCCACAACCGAAGAACACACAAUGCGAUACACUCAAUUCAACUAUUCAUGUUCAAAAACGAAACAUUCAUCGAGCAAUGUCGUAUUCUGGUCUUCCCUUAGCUCCCAUUCCCGCGGCUGUAUCUGAAGGUCUUUUAGCUAACAAGAAAUCUGCAAUAGGUUUUUCCGCCAAAGAUAAGAUAGAAACAACUAAAGUCAUUGUUCAUGAUAAAAAUGAACUCAGAAACUUAUUUUAUAUAUUCUUAAUCCUAAUAGUAGUUGGUGAGGUCUUUGAAGCGCCAUCAUUCAUCAUGAUUGACACCGCGUUAAUUCAAAAACUCGGAGACAAAUGUCAUGACUAUGGAAAAACGAGAUGCUUUGGCUCACUAGGGUAUGGCUUAGCUUCAUUUGGUGUUGGUGCAGUGUUAGACACAACAAGAUACAUUUAUUGUGGACGAGAAAUGAACAAUUACAUGGUUAUUUUCUACUUCUUUGUUGUAUUCAUGGUGAUAGGGUUGAUAUUUGUACUCGUGCUUUUUACCUUCAAGUAUAACGAAGAUUCUAGUAGCAACACUUCUAGCAUUUUUCAAGUUUAUAAACUAUGCUUUUCAGCAAAGUAUGCAACAUUUUUACUUACUGCUUGGUUCAUGGGCAUUGGUAAUGGAGGACAAGUGACAUUUAUAAACUGGUAUUUGGAGGAUCUAGGCGCUACUAAGUUUAUGAUGGGUUUAACUACAACCAUCAGAGCAACGGCUGUUAUUGUAGGCUUCUUCUGUUCUGGUGUGGUCAUCAACAAACUAGGAGAGUUACCAUCAGUAUUUUGGUCGUUGUUAGCAUUUGCUGUUAUAUUUUACGGUUACUCGUAUCUUGUUAACCCAUGGUUGGUUAUCCCGCUAGAGAUAUUACAGGGCUUCGUUUACGCAAUCUCUUGGUCAACCUGUAUCGUCUAUUUGUCAGCGGUAGCACCAGAUGAUGGUGCAGCCACGAUGCAAAGUAAGUUGUUUAUUGUGUUAAAAAUAAAGCCGGAAGUUUGCCUUACUGUAUAGGGAUGCGAUACCAACUUUUUAAUUCGAUACGAUACCAAGUACGAUACUUCAACUAAAACGUACAGCGAUCACGUCAUCAAGUUUAAUUAAUAAAAGUGAUCAAUUACAUGAACUAGUCAUAACUCAUGUCUUCUGCCGUUUACAAAUACAAUCACAAAGCCCAAUGUGAAAGUGUGAAUUCAUGUAGUUCUAUUAUUCUACAUUAUUUUGUGAAUAAUAUUGCAUACAAAAAACACCUAUAUUUUUGUGAUUUUUAUAAACACUGACCAAACAUAUCGCAGGUUCAAGUGAUAUCGAAAUUACCAAUACUUUUCGCAAAUAUAGUAUCAAUAUUUGCUAUUGGCCCAUCCAUACUAUACCUUACUGAAAUUACUUAAUUGAUAUGUCUAAAUAAUGAACCUAUCUGAUAUUUAAAAUGAAGUAUAUGGAGACAUUUUUAUGGGUCGACUACGGAAACCAGUUUAACAGAACUGGAAAAGGUUUUUUGUAAUCCGACGUAUAUAUAAAACAUAUUUUGAGAAUCCUUGCUUCUUUAGUCGGAUUCCUAUUGGAAAUGUACCAAACAAGGCAUUUUUAUCGUUAUACUUGUUGAUUUUGGGUAAGAUCUAGUGAACUCCGUGUCUUUUAUCGGAGAAGUAAAAUAAAUUGGGUUCACAGGGUAAGAAAAAGAAGUAAGAAAAGCCCGUGAUAUCAUGGUGACACUAUUAAUAACGGCAUGUUGUAAUUUUCCCUAGGUAUUCUCCAGGGUAUCUACUGGGGCCUUGGGACGGGCAUUGGUGCUAUUCUCGGUGGAAUAUUGAUCAACCAGUAUGGUAUAGUUUCAGCUUAUCGUAUAGGUGGAACAGCAACGAUAAUUGUGAUGAUGUAUUUUGUAAUAUCUCAGUGGCUACUCAGAAAGUACGAAGCUACAUCAAAUCCAUCUCAUAAAGAUGAAGUAAAACUAACAGACGAUUCUGAAAAUUCAGAAACUGAAAAUAUACCAAAAAAAGAUCCAUAG